GGAGGGCCGUGUUUCUCGCUUCGGUCUCGGGGAGGAGAGGGGCGGCGUGGGACGGGGGAGAGGCGAUAUAGGAGGCUCGGCUGUAGCUAGCUUGAGCCAUGGACGCCUGGGACCCGGACUCCAGCCAAGGACCUUUCGGCCUGGGAGAACCCAGGGAUCCCGCCUCUACUGGGCACAGCUCCCCGAGGGCCAGUGCCUGGGCCUCUGAGGGUGCUGGGGACUCUGGACUGGCCCAGGAUAUGUCGGAGGCUUUCACUGUUGCCCAGGUACAGAUCCGAAAGCAGAAUGCUAUCACUGAGAGAGAAAGAAGGAAACGAAUCUCUGUAAGUUGUGAGCGGCUCCGAAUCCUGCUGCCCAAGUUUGAAGGUCGUCGAGAGGACAUGGCCUCUAUCCUGGAGAUGGCUGUUCAGUAUCUAAAGCUUGCUCGGACUCUUGUGCCCACAGAAGAACAGAGUACCAUUCUUGCUCCCUCGGAGGAGGUAUGUCAGAAGUGGCAGAAGAAUGUGUUGAUUCCAAAUACCAGAAAGCAGAUUUCAGAGACGAGAACCUUUGAUACAACCAGACAGCUCUUGCUGUGUGCAGUGGAGGAGGAAUUGGAAAUGAUUGGAUCAUUUCUACAGGCUGUAAUACAAAGGGGAUUACCAGGUUGCCCGGCCACUCCUGUGGAAACUAGUAAACCAGCACUGACGUUGGGUGAGCCUGUGGAUAAAGCCUUGGAAGGCACAUAUUCUGUCUUUGAAAAAGGCCUUUCAGAUUCAACCCUGCUGCCUCAGGAUCUGAGUCUCUCUGAUAUUCCUGUGCGCUCCUGUGGAACAAAUCCUUCUCUGCCAUGGCCUUUGCUCUUGCCACCAGCCUUUCCUCUAGAGACCUCAACAGGAGGGAAAUGGGCAAGUCUGGCAGGGCCUUGUCCUGGGGAAGCCGUGUCUCAAGAACAGCUACUGAAGAGCACACAUGAGCCUUCUGAUGCCCUGAUGGAUACCAGAUCAGUGUCAGAAUCUGAAGUAGAAGAUGAGAUGCCUUUUCUGCUGGGUGCUCACACUGACCGAUGGCUUGGAGAGCAAGGGUCCAAGGAUGCCAAAGGCAGUGGAACCCAAACCUGUUCCAUGACGACCCCACUCAUGAUGGAUGCCAAGACUGGUUCCCAAGAUGAGCUCCUUGCCAAAUCAGAGCUUGAGUUCCUGCCAGAACCAGAGUCCUGCCUCCCAGAGUCUCAGAGAAGCAUGUUGGACCAUUUGGAAUUUGAUUCAACAUCUGUGGCCCUAACUCCCCAGGAAGAAGUAGACAGCAUAUUUCCUUAUCUCUUUCCCUAUGAGUUAUGAGCUGUGUAAUUUCUGAGUCUUGAAGGAAUCACUGCUAAGUAGGUUGAGGGUGGGAGGAGACAGAAAAAUAGAGAUUUUGAAGCAGCAGCACAGAAACGAAUAUACAUCUGGGCACUUUAUUUUGGGUUUGGGUUGCAGCUGCAGCCUAAUUUGAGAGAGGGAGGGUGGGCCAUAGGGAGUGAAAACUGAAUAUUAAAGAGAAGAAGCAAUUUUCUUGGAGGAAGCAAAACUUUUGUAACUUUUGCAUAAUUGAUACAAUUCAGUAUGUGGAUCAGAGUGAAAGCUUAAUCAGGCAAUUCUGAUGGAGUUAGAUGAAAGUCAUCUAAUCUUAUUUUGUUCCUGAGAAAGUCUUUUCACCAUUAAAUCCACAAAUAACUCUGAUUCUUGGUCCUCUGGGGGAGGGUCAAUGGUUUUCUUUGUACUGUUUUGUUGGGUAUGUGACCCAGAGAGAGAGUAAGAAUGAUAAAAAAUAACUCCUGCAAAUAGACUUUUCUGGUGGUCUUACUUCUUUUCCUCUCAAUAUUUCUGUGAAGAAAUUGAGGGCAGGGAUUAUU
This is a messenger RNA of Sarcophilus harrisii (Tasmanian devil), 1873 nucleotides long. It is a transcript of the gene SOHLH1, whose product is annotated as spermatogenesis and oogenesis specific basic helix-loop-helix 1. Gene Ontology annotation, molecular function: RNA polymerase II cis-regulatory region sequence-specific DNA binding; DNA-binding transcription factor activity, RNA polymerase II-specific; protein dimerization activity. Gene Ontology annotation, cellular component: nucleus. The record is from RefSeq and is a predicted model, not a curated record. The transcript has 9 exons. NCBI's taxonomy places the organism in Eukaryota, Metazoa, Chordata, Mammalia, Dasyuromorphia, Dasyuridae. Gene Ontology annotation, biological process: spermatogenesis; regulation of DNA-templated transcription. The coding region runs from base 99 to 1319 and encodes 406 amino acids.